This is a messenger RNA of Sebastes umbrosus (honeycomb rockfish), 1669 nucleotides long. It is a transcript of the gene tmed3, whose product is annotated as transmembrane p24 trafficking protein 3. The transcript is spliced from 3 exons. Gene Ontology annotation, biological process: intracellular protein transport; endoplasmic reticulum to Golgi vesicle-mediated transport; Golgi organization. Gene Ontology annotation, cellular component: COPII-coated ER to Golgi transport vesicle; endoplasmic reticulum; endoplasmic reticulum-Golgi intermediate compartment. Bases 95 to 718 code for a protein of 207 amino acids. The record is from RefSeq and is a predicted model, not a curated record. NCBI's taxonomy places the organism in Eukaryota, Metazoa, Chordata, Actinopteri, Perciformes, Sebastidae.
UUGUUGUGCCACGUCAGAGCUCCAGAGCAGAGCAGCUGCUACACUGUCAGAGCAGCUUUCUGCAACACUUUCUUCUCUUUCUGGCUUUCUCACCAUGCUGUGCCUGGGACUGAGCUGUUUACUGCUGCAUGUGUUUGUGGUGUUUGGGACUGAGCUCACAUUUGAGCUCCCAGAGAAAGAUAAGCAAUGUUUCUACGAGGAUCUAGAGAAGGACGUGAAGUUUGCAAUAGACUUCCAAGUCAUCGCAGGAGGCAACUAUGAUGUGGACUGCUUUGUGACUGAUCCUCAGAACAAUGUCUUGUAUAAUGAGAAGAUGAAGCAGUACGACAGCUUCUCUCACACCACAGCGAUGAAGGGAGCCUACGUGGUCUGCUUCGGCAACGAGUUCUCCACUUUUUCACAUAAAACUGUGUACCUGGAGUUCCGCCACGGAGACGAGGAACCUCUCACGAAGGAAAUGACUGGAAGUAGAGCACUGACCCAGUUGGAGUCAUCUUGCAUGUCCAUCCAUGAGGUCCUGAAGGUGGUGGCUUCCUCGCAGACGUGGUACAGGCUAAGAGAGGCACACGACCGCAUAAAAGCCGAUAACCUCCUGGAGCGGGUGAGCUACUGGUCCAUCGGAGAAGCCGUCCUGCUCUUUGUUAUCGGCGUCGGUCAAGUCAUGCUGCUCAAGAGCUUCUUCAAUGAGAAGAAAGGCUCCGUGGCAGCCACAACUUAAAACUCGUGGUCUCGAUGUGUCCUCAGAGAGACAGCUGGAACCUCGUCACUGUAAAACACACGAGUGCUUCUGGAGAUUAGCACACAUCUUGUAGUAUUUUCAGCAGUUUUUUGUUAAAGGGAUAGUUUGGGAAGUCUUUUUUUUUCCCCUGCCCACCAAGUAUCAGAUGGCCAACACUCGUACUUGUGUUGAAAAUGAGAUUGACACCUUUCAACCAUGCACAGAUUAUUUAUUAUUAUAUUUUUUAUCGUGCAACACAAAGCAGGUUUAGUUUGAUCUAUCUGUUAAUAAUUUGGAUUUUCAUGGAUAAUUACACAAGACGUUGUGGCACAUUUCUGAAUGUUAGUUGUACAUGUUUUAUAAUGUGUAUUAUGUUUAUUACCUUAAUUUCCUUAAUUUAUGUACAAUAUAAUUGUUGUUAUGAGGUGUAAGAGCUCUGUCUCCCUCGAGUCUCAUACAAAGUGCCUUAAGAAAUCUGUAUUUUUUUCAUGUCCUACCAAGUUUACCGUUUUGUCUGUUACGUACCAUCCUGUUGUUACUGAUUGAUUGGAUUCUGAGUUUUCAUUCUUAUGGAUUACAAAUCCAUGUUAUUUCAUAAAGAGAUAUGUUUAAUGAAUAAUGUUAAGUGACCAAAUUAUUAUGACUUUUUUUCACCAACAAAAUCAUACUUGCAGUCCUAUUUGUUUACCUGUCUCUUUAUUAUCUGUUAAAACCUGUCAACAGAUUUCAAUUAAAUUUGGGGGAAAGCCAUUUUUGGUGAAGAUCCAAAUCCAGUUUGUUAACAUUGCCAGAUUAUUAUCAUUUUAAGCCUUUUUGGUGUUUUCUGGAACUAUAUGUAUUGAGAUGCCAAUUCAGAUCCAGGUUCACAUAAAAAUGUAUUUUUAAAUUUUAAUAAUUUCUUAAGAAAACGUGUUAUUAUUGAAAUAAGAAACUGUGCAGCCUUGGCAGAUA